This is a messenger RNA of Microthlaspi erraticum, 867 nucleotides long. NCBI's taxonomy places the organism in Eukaryota, Viridiplantae, Streptophyta, Magnoliopsida, Brassicales, Brassicaceae. The record is from the annotation of a GenBank genome assembly.
AUGACUCUUCAGAAUGCAACAGACAACGCUUAUGGUACAUGGACACCGGAGCCACCAAUCACAUCGCGACUCAGCCAGCCUAUGUUCGCAGAUCCUUUAAAAGUGAGAUUGGAUAUCUUCAAUGUGAUAAUGGCCGUGAAUUCGACAAUAAGCAAUUCCGAGACCACUUUGCUGCCACCGCCUUCCAUACCCAUACUCUUGCCUCCGAUCAUAAAACCAUCAUAUCCACCACCAUCUACAACACCAACCUCUCCAAACUUACCACCAUCUUCCACACCAUCAAAUGUCCCACCUGCACCACCUCAACCUUCCCAUCCUAUGAUCACUCGUAGCAAGCUUGGUAUUACCAAACCUCACCAAUGUUUGUGCCUCCAUACCACUACCGUUUCUCCUCUCCCAAAAUCCCACAUUGAGGCAGCAAAAGAUCCCAAUUGGAAUCCUGCAAUGGGAGACGAAUAUAGUGCUCUUAUUAAUAUGGGGACGUGGUCACUUGUACCACGGCCCAAGUCUGCUAAAGUGGUUUGUUCUCUUUGGAAUUACAGGCACAAAUUUGACGCUGGCGGAAAACUUGCUCGUCACAAAGCUCGACUCUUAGCAAAUGGAAAAUCUCAACAAUCUGGAGUCGAUUGUGAUGACAGGUUCAGCCCUGUGGUCAAACCCGGCACCAUCCAUGCGGUGCUUGAUGUCGCCACUGCAAAGAACUGGCCUCUUCGCCAACUCGACGUAAAAAACACAUUUCUCCAUGGCGACCUCAAAGAAACGGUGUACAUGCAUCAACUUCCAGGAUUUAAAGAUCCCACAAAACCUGAUCACGUGUGCCUUCUCCACAAAUCUCUCUACGGGUUAAAACAAGCUCCUCGCGCCUGA